AAGAUUGAUUGCUAGGAGUUACCUGCUGCUCGUUUCUACUUAUCUCAUUCCUCAUUAUUUUUCAAAUUAGGCAUUCUCUGGGGAACCCGAGGGGGGUUGGCAUUAAAAACCAGUGACCCACUGAAAUUCACAUCAAGCACCGGAUGUUUGGUAGAACAACCUUUGAAACCAACUUAUUACGGUCAAGGAGUAAAACAGCGUUACAAACAAGUGGAUUAAGCAGGAGCAGGCUAUGGGAAGAUCAGGGACGAUCAGGGACGGGGGAAGUUGCUGCUCGCGCCAGUGAAGAGGAAAUAAUCACAAUGCUGCCUUCUCAUGAAUCAUUAAGUAGCCCCAUGCCUCUUAGCUCGACUCAAAACGCUGCAUUUUCAUCUAUGGGUCUGAAAGGGUGUUUUUUGACAGCAGUAUUACUGCUGAUAAGCAAGACUCUGCCAGCUGAUCAAGUACUGAGACAAGCAUCCCGAGCAGCAGCUACACAGCAGCACUAGUCACUAUGAGCAGUGGCAGUCAGUAGCAGCAGCACUAACAGCAGAAGCAGCAGCAACAGCAACUCUCUCGUGCCUUUUUUCUUCUUCUUUGUGUAGUUAUAAUCUGUUCUGAGAUCAACGGCCAGGGAAGACGGCACAAGUGGAUCAGGGCUGAUAGCUGUCAUCAAAACAACCCCAAACGCAGACCUGGCUGCCCACAUGCCGAUCGAAUUUGUUUGCAAAAUCAAAUUUGCAGAGGAGGAUGAGAAGCAGAAAGGCAAACAGGAUGGGGACAAGGAGAGUCUGAUUGAGGAGAGCUGCACACCUCCAGCUAAGGACCUGGUUGGCUUCGCCAACUCCAGCUCUCUCCAUGGGAUUAACCACAUCUUUGUCUCGGGGCGCCUGGGCAUUCGGCAGACCCUCUGGGCACUUGCCCUUUUGGCUUCUCUGGCACUCUUUUUGUACCAGGCAGCAAAGUGUGCCAUCUCUUACCUGGAGCACCCUCACGUCACGGCUUUGAAUGAGGAAGCAAGCCCUGAGAUGGUCUUUCCUGCUGUGACCAUCUGCAACAUCAACCGCUUUCGUUUCUCUGCUCUCACCGAUGCCGACAUCUACCACCUGGCUAACCUCACAGGUCUACCUCCAAAAAACCGAGAUGGCCACAAGCCCACUGAUUUGGACUAUCCUGCGCCCGACAUGCAGGACAUCUUCAACCGGACGGGACAUCAGCUGGAUGAGAUGCUGAAGAGCUGCAACUUCAGUGGACAGAACUGCUCUGCCGAGGACUUCUCUGUGGUCUAUACAAGAUAUGGAAAAUGCUACACUUUCAAUGGGAACAAGUCGACGUCCAGGAAAACCAAGCAAGGUGGAAUGGGAAAUGGGCUGGAGAUUAUGUUGGAUAUCCAACAGGAUGAGUAUCUCCCCAUCUGGAAAGAGACAAAUGAGACGUCGUUAGAGGCAGGGAUCCGCGUGCAGAUCCACAGCCAGGAUGAGCCUCCCUACAUCCACCAGCUGGGCUUCGGAGUCUCCCCGGGAUUCCAGACCUUUGUUUCAUGUCAGGAACAAAGGCUGACCUACCUGCCCCAGCCCUGGGGGAACUGCCGCUCCACCAGCGACCAGAUGAUCCCGGGAUACGACACCUACAGCAUCAGUGCCUGCCGCCUGCGCUGCGAGACCAGGGAGGUUCUCCGGGAAUGCAACUGCAGGAUGGUACACAUGCCUGGAACUGCUGAUAUCUGCACUCCCAGUAACAUCAAGUGUGUCGACAAGGCGCUUGCCCUUCUCCAGAAGAGCACUGGGGACAGCUGUCCCUGUGAGACACCAUGUAACCUGACCCGCUACGGCAAGGAACUCUCCAUGGUCAAGAUCCCCAGCAAGGGCUCCGCUCGCUACCUGUCCAGGAAGUACGACAAGUCUGAGGAGUAUAUCAGAGACAACUUUCUGGUGUUGGAUAUCUUCUUUGAGGCUCUUAACUAUGAAACAAUUGAACAAAAGAAAGCGUACGAUGUUGCAGGUUUACUAGGUGACAUUGGAGGCCAGAUGGGCUUGUUCAUUGGAGCCAGUAUUUUGUCCAUUUUAGAAAUAUUGGAUUAUGUUUACGAGGUGAUAAAGCACAGGCUGCAGCGUCUGCUGAGGCCACAGAAGGAUGAGAAGAAACAACAAACGGCCACUGUUGCCACUGUGGAUCUGCAAGAUAUGAAAGCCAAUAAGGAUUACAUCCCCCCAGAGGCAACUUCAAUUCCCAGGUCCCUCUCUCAUGAGGAACAAAUUUACUCCUUGAGUCCAUAUAAAAUCAUCCAAAAUCAUCAAUUUUCCAUAGACGUAAAAAAAUUAUCUACAUGAAAUAUCUACCAUUACAUCAAAGGUAUUAUCAUUUUGGUUUAUUCAAAAGCAAUAUCGUUUGGUUUAUUGAGCCAACACACUGUACAUAAUUUAGGGUUGGUUUUCCAGACAAAGAUUAAACCUAGCCCAAGACUAAAAAGCUUGCUCAAUGGAGAAUCUCCAUUGAACGUGCUUCUUCGUCCAAGACAAAUCUUAAUCUGUGUCUGGGAAACUCACCCAUUUAGUAUAUCUUAUCACAUUGUGGUCUUUGUGGCAACCAGGAGUCCAGUGACAUGACCAGAAGUCACCCAGAAGGAGCCUACGCCAAUACGAUUCUACCAAAUCACCAUCUCCCCCACCACCAAGGACAGCCACAUGGAAUGUUUGAGGACUUUGCCUGCUAGACCCAGUGGCCAUCUUUCCACCCUGAUGACAAUAAAAUGACAAUAAAAUAUGUCCUCUCAGACCCUGGGACCUCAGUUCUAUACCUUUCUUGCUGUCACCAGUGGAAAAAGCUACAGCCAAAGUCGAACACCAAACCUGUGCUGCUAAUAGACCACUUGUAUGUAAGCACAGAUUGGACCCCACAGUACUGUCCGGCUGGAGACGCCCACCUUCGAUCCCUAUUCUGGUUAUUUUGGUACAUGGUCACCACAUGGGAACAAGACAAGGACUGCAUGUCAUCUUGAGCCAUCUUGAUAUACUCACCUCCAAUAUCUUGAUGUAUGUACCACUCUUAAUCUUGUUUCCGCCAAACUAUUUGUCAAUAAGUUCUCACUUACUAUUUUGAAUCAUAUCAUUGUAAAUUAUGUAAUUAUUUACUGAGAUAUUAUAAUUUCCACUUUAUAUUGUAUACAAGAUGAGACUCGAUAAGACAAGUGGUCAUAUUCAAUCUAACCAUUAUAUAGAGAUAUCAGCAAACAAAAUCAGAGAAGAUAUUACACUGAUCUUUUAGCGAGUUAAACCCCUACUACACUUACUUUGAUGAUAGGGCCCGUACUAUAUACACACACUGUGUCUCGUUUAUAGUAAAGGUGUGUUAGAGAGUAGUAUUAUAUAUGUACUGUACAUGGUUCCAACCUGAGUACAAAGAGAAAGCACUGUUUUAAAUGGAUAAUGAUUCAUUUAAUAUAUAACUAAUACAAAUGUUGGUCAUUUAUUGAUAUAUUUUAGAGAAUAUUAUUUUUUAAAUAAUAUGAUUGUAGCUUCUUCUUGCUUAUUAGUGAAACCAGUCGGAAAGGUGAUGAUUGGAAUUGCAUUGCUCCAGGCCAUGAAUAUAUUUUUCAGAUUUACUGACUUGGGUAAAGGUGAAGUUCUUACAGCAAUUACGGUGUCCAAAUUAGGACAGUACUCAAAGGUAAGGAAUAACAACAAGCGUGACAUGGAUGAAUCAUUUGGGCAUUCUGCAAAUGCUGUGGUCAUUUCAAUGACAAAGUCCUAAUUAAGGUUGCUUAAGGUUAUACGGUGCCUGCGAAAGUAUUCGGCCCCCUUGAACUUUGCGACCUUCUGCCACAUUUCAGGAUUCAAACAUAAAGAUAUAAAACUGUUUUUUUUUGUGAAGAAUCAACAACAAGUGGGACACAAUCAUG
Molecule: messenger RNA, 3877 nt
Organism: Oncorhynchus mykiss (rainbow trout)
Lineage: Eukaryota; Metazoa; Chordata; Actinopteri; Salmoniformes; Salmonidae
Product: acid-sensing ion channel 4-A
Biological process (GO): sodium ion transmembrane transport
Cellular component (GO): plasma membrane
Molecular function (GO): ligand-gated sodium channel activity
Source: RefSeq, a predicted model, not a curated record